Molecule: messenger RNA, 627 nt
Organism: Paracoccidioides brasiliensis Pb18
Product: NEDD8-conjugating protein UBC12
Exons: 4
Coding region: 1-627 (208 amino acids)
Source: RefSeq, a predicted model, not a curated record
AUGUUGAAGUUUAUAGAACUUCGGACAAAGAGUGAACGAGAAAAUGCUGCCGCUCCUGGUGUGACUGCUGUUACUGCUGGAGGAAAGACCAACAACAGGGUUCCGGCAGUCAAGCUGCGUCUGCAACAUGAUUUCAAAGAUAUUGCAAAGUACGAGGAUGAAGAGCGGACAGCAAAAGGCCUCCCCCAAUUUUUCCAGUUCGAAUACCCCGAUCCCUCGGACCCGAUGCAUUUUUACCUGAUCCUCGAGCCUCCCGGAGGGAUGUAUCUGGGCGGCUUAUUUAAGUUCAAAAUCGAUGUCCCGGACGAGUACCCCGAUCUGCCGCCGACAGUGAAAUGCACGCAGAAGAUUUACCAUCCCAACAUCUUGCCCGAAGGAAACGUAUGUCUGAACAUUCUGGACAAGCCUGACUCAGCAAGGCACGGUUCCUGGACCUCGGUGAUGGGUAUGAAAAUGGUCGCGUUGGGCUUGAUGCACCUCUUCCUCGAACCAAAUCCCGACGAUCCCCUAAACGCCGAAGCAGCUGUAGAUCUACGGGUAAACCCCGAGGGUUUCAAGCGCGAUGUACGAACCGCGAUGCAAGGCGGAUCGGUCAAGGGCAUAAAGUACGAACGCGUCCUGCGAUGA